Molecule: messenger RNA, 1408 nt
Organism: Aphis gossypii (cotton aphid)
Lineage: Eukaryota; Metazoa; Arthropoda; Insecta; Hemiptera; Aphididae
Gene: Sc2
Product: probable very-long-chain enoyl-CoA reductase art-1
Exons: 7
Coding region: 334-1233 (299 amino acids)
Biological process (GO): very long-chain fatty acid biosynthetic process
Molecular function (GO): protein binding; oxidoreductase activity, acting on the CH-CH group of donors
Source: RefSeq, a predicted model, not a curated record
ACUCGUUUUCUCGCUUGUCUCAAAGUCGUAGUAUUAUUCAAUGGCGGUAAGUCGUAGCACUAGUGGUAGUUAGUACACGACUCCGCGUAGUACACACUACACGCUACACAUAUACACGCUACACGCAUUCCACGUCGUCCGUACUCGGCGUAUAGUAUCAGCUGGUGUGGCACGGCGGCUCUGGAAGUCUGGACCUCUCGUCAGUCGUCGUCACUCAACGUUGUUCGCAUUUACGGUCGCUAUCACUCGAGAUAGUUUGUCGCCGAUCCAACAACAACGCUACAAUAUUAUUAGUUUUUACACGCGGCCGGCUCGUCGACGUUUUGAACAAUUAUGGAGAUUGAAGUUGUAACAACCACUGACAAGAAUAUUGGAAAAAUUAAAGUAACAGAUGCUUCUCAGAUUAGUGAUAUCAAGAAAAGCAUUAGUAAAGUAAAGUCAGUUUUAUAUCCAGAUAGACAAUCUAUCAGGCUUGAACCUAGAGGAAAAACUUUAAAAGAUACUGAUAAAGUUAAAGACUUAGGAUUAAAAAAUGGAUCAAAACUUUAUGUUAAAGACUUGGGCCCUCAGAUUGGAUGGUCAACUGUGUUUAUGGCAGAAUAUGCUGGACCCUUAUUUGUAUAUUUAAUAUUUUAUGCAAGACCUAGUCUAAUUUAUGGGGCUGCAGCUAAUCAAAAGAUGUCACAAGUUGCCGAAGUUGCUGCUUACUGUUGGUCAUUCCAUUAUGCAAAGCGUGUGCUCGAAACAUUAUUUGUACACCGUUUCUCUCACAACACUAUGCCAAUAAUGAAUCUCUUUAAAAACUGUUCAUAUUACUGGGGCUUCACUGCUUUUGUUUCAUACUUUGUCAGUCAUCCAUUAUAUACUCCACCAUGUACAAUUCAAUUUUACAUUGGUCUUGGUACUUUUAUAUUCUGCGAAUUAGGAAACUUAAGCAUUCACGUUGCACUGCGAAACCUUCGUCCACCAGGUACCAAAAUCAGGCGUAUCCCUGUUCCCACUAUAAAUCCUUUUACACUUCUUUUCAACUUUGUUUCUUGCCCUAACUAUACUUACGAGGUUGGUAGUUGGAUUGGAUUUACUAUAAUGACAUCUUCAUUUUCUGCUGGAUUAUUCACUUUUGCUGGAUUCUACCAAAUGGCGAUAUGGGCUCUUGGUAAACACAGAAAUUACAAAAAAGAAUUCUCUGACUACCCGAAAAGUAGAAAGUCUAUUAUACCAUUUUUACUUUAAUUUGUACUGAAUGUUUUAAAUAAGUUUUUUCUAGGACUGAAUAUGGUGGAUGUGUAUUUUUUUUAUAGGUGUUUUGGUUUGUAUCUUGUGGAUACUUUAUUAUAUCUAAAAUUUACUAUUGUAUAUUUUACAGUUGUUAAUUAAAAUUAAAAUAAAAAUAAUUGAUGAAAUUUUA